UGAUUUCAAUGCAUUUCCAAAAAGGGGAGAAAAACUUUUCCUUUUCUUGUAAACAAAACAAAGUUCUCAAAUGUAUUUUUUUUAUCCAUAGGAGGCUGUGUGGUCCAGUGGUUAAAGCAAAGGGCUUGUAACCAGGAGGUCCCCGGUUCAAAUCCCACCUCAGCCACUGCUGCAUUGUGUGAUCCUGAACAAGUCAAGUCACCUCCUUGUGCUCCGUCUUUCGGGUGAGAUGUAAUUAUGGUUCUCAGUGAGGCAGCCACUGGCAGUGGAAACAUCUGAACAAAGACCAGCUUUAUGUCUUGAAAUGGAGUGAGCUAAACAGGAUAGGUAGUGUCUGAAACGCAGCCUUUGCAGGUGCAGCCUCAGCCCACACAUGAAACGCUGAGCAGGAACAAGGGAAAUAGACUUCGCUCUAAUUCAUCGGUCACAAGAACCUGAAACAGAAGACUGCUGCCUCAACCCAGGAAGUUUCACACACACCCUAAUACAUAGCAUUCUUGUGUUUACAAUAAGUACAUGUCACACGAAGGGCUAUGUCAAUCCUGUCCUUUCCUUCUCUGCUGUUUUAAUAAUGUGACUAGGCUGACCUUUGUGAAACCUAGUCAUGUGUGAAGGAAAUACAGAUAAUGCCACUGAAUGAUCGCAAACAUUAUUCCGGUUUCAGAUAUAGAAGCACUGCAAACACUAACAAAAAGCUUUUCUAGAGGCCAGGGAAGAUGGUGAGGGAAAUGAACCACAGUCUAUGCAUGUAGAAAUGGUUCUUCUUAUCAUCUCAGUUUUGGAAAAUUAGGUACCUAUACUGUGCAGGGGAGAAAACACAUUUUAGAAUCUAAUGAGUUAUUUUGUGAAAUGCACAAAAUACAGUUUAUGCUUAUCCACAUUGCUUUUAUUACUUUAUAAGACAUGUAAAAAAAAACCCUGGUGAAUUCCACUUCAGUCUCAAUGGGUUUUGUACAAGUAAAAACACUUCUGUAGAAAAAAAUAUAUAACGUGACAUUCAUUUUUAUAGCCACUUGCUGUCAAACAUUGCGUAUUAUAACAUCUACCUAUAUUGUACAGUAGAAAUAAAUGUCAACUACAACAACUUUUGUUAAAUUGUUCACUUAACCAAAAAAAAGUCAUAAUAAUAUUAAAUUUACGUUAAAUUUAACAAAAGAUGGCACAAUAAUCAAUUUCUGCUUCAAAAUGCCGCCAAAUACACCCGCAACCAACAGAUUAAGCAACUCACUCACUCAUACCCAUCAUGCCUACUGGCACAUAGGGCAGCAACAAAGGUUCUCCAUUGUUGGCAGUCCUUGGCAAUUCUCUCCACAGAGCCCCAGGAUUGACCCAUCUGUUUCAGCUUAAGCAAGAUCAGCAGAAAAAGGUUAUUUUGAAGUACAUUGUGUAAUAAUAUUAUAAUAAUAAUAACUUAAACCAUCAAUGUUAUUUAGGAUUCAACCUUUUUUUUUUAAAGCAUCAGAAUAAUAUUCUACUCAGUUAGUUCAUCAUUGGAUUUAAUGUAGCAUCAAGUCUGUUCUGCUGUACACGACUCAGCUAUCCUAUUGUUGUUUUCUGAUAUUUUUUUAAAAAUUCCAAACACCGCUCUUUUGAGACAUAUUCACUGCCGGUUGUUCGCAUGCUACACAGUACUGCAAGCUUGUAAGGGUUCUCAGAUCAUAAAAAAUGACCAAAGCAUUUUUAUAACAGAUAUCAUUGGAUUUUAACAAUGGUUGACUAUGUUUUUUUUCCAUUGUCGCAAGCAGCUAAUUUGAAAAGUUUGCCCUCUGCCUGCAUAGACCUCUUGUUUAGCUUAGUAGAGGGGGAAUGCAGUAAAGUUAUUUUUUAAAGUUUUGUUUAUGUAAUAGGGCAGAGGCUGGGCAUGAACUGGCGACCCCGUGCAUCACAAGCGAGCGUCUUAACCAAAAGAGCCAGGCAAAAGAGCCAUGCUUCUCUGCAUUCAUAGUGUUAGAACUUUUAACCCCAUCUCAUCUCACCGACAGGGGACAGGACAGAAUCCAUAACACCAGUGUAUCACACAACACUGCCCGUUACAUACUGUAUCAAUCAAUGCUUUAUUUAUAUAGCGUCUUUCAUACAAAAAGUGUAUCAAAGCGCUGUACAGUACAAAACAAAAGAAUUCAAUUCAUGUGUAUAGAAAUUAAAGAAAAAUAGAGUUUAGACUUCAGUUUAAAAAGGCUAAUAUAAUACAUUUGUAUAGAGAUUAAACAUAAUCACAGUUUAAAAUGCAGUGCAAAAAAAAGCUUAUCUAAAAAAGGAAGUUUUCAAUCUUGACUUAAAGUCAUGACUUCUGAUAUGAGGUGGCAGUGCAUUCCACAAUCUGGGAGCACAGGGACUAAAAACUCAGUCUCACUCCCUUUUUUUGUACACUUGCAUCAGCUGAUCUUAAAUCAUGAGGUAUAUAUGUGACUAGAGGCUGUUUUAUAUAAUCUGGUGCCAUGCCUUUAAGUGCUUUAUAAGUAGGGCUUUUGAGUUUCGGUUUUAACUGAUAAAAAACGAUAAAACACCCCAGAUACAAAAUAAAUAUAAUCGGUUUAUAGCCAAAAACACCGAAAAACACUGGAAAAUCAGUGGAAAUGAUUACUCAAUUCACGUUGACCAACCCUUUCCCAUUAAAAAAAACAACAUUUCCCAGUGCAGCACAUUCCUACAUUUCUAUUGCAGACUCCGCUUGCGAGAUUUAUGGAGGCUUGCGAGAUUUAUGAAGGCUUGCGAGAUUUAUGGAGGCUUGUUCGCGGGAUUUAAAGCUGUAUUACAGUUAAGAUACAGAGGAUUUAAAACAGAAUUGCAAAUUAUGGCGAAAUAUUAAAAAAAAAUGGAUAAACACAAAAGCCCCAGAAGAAUGUGCUCGUGACCAUAAGGAUUUUGUGGAGGACAGCAAAGGAAAGAAGGUACAACUUAAGUGUGCAAAAACUGUCGAGUUACUACUAAAAAUAUUUUGACAGAAAAAAACGCCCAGGCGUUUUGGAAAGUAGCCAAAAACAAUAAUUUCAUACAGUAUAGAAAAAGCAAAAGCCCUGGAGAAAAAAACAAUUUACAUAAAACUCGAAAAUAGCUAAAAAUAAGCGCCAAAAAAUGAAAUUAAUAAAAAAAAACAAAAAACAGAAGCCCUAUUUAUGUCAGAAAUAAAAAUUUUAAAUAAACUUUAAACUUCACUGGAAGCCAGUGCAGCGAAGCCAGCACAGGAGUUAUAUGGUCUCUUUUAUUCGUUUUGCUGAGAAGUCUAGCAGAUGCAUUCUGUAUAAGCUGCAGGCGAUUUAUGGCGUGACCCGGAAGCCCAGCGAAUAGUGCAUUGCAAUAGUCAAGUCAGGAAGAUACAAAAGCAUGAAUUAGUUUCUCAGCAUCAGACAAUAACAGAAAUGACCUAAUUUUAGCAAUGUUUCGCAAAUGGUAAAAGGACACUUUGGUGACAUUGUGGAUAUGCAACUCAAAAGAGAAAUCAGAGUCAAGUAAGACCCAUAGAUUUUUCACUUCCAUUUCUAUUUUUGUGGUCAAAUUAACUAGAUCUAUUUUUAGAGAUGUUGUGGCUUCCAGUUGCUGAUGAGAACCUAAUAACAGGACCACUGUCUUAUCAGAGUUUAACUGUAAAACAUUUUGGAACAGCCACCUCUUCACAUCAGUAAAGCAUUCAGCUAAGGCUGAUACAGCCAGGGUACCACCACAGAGAUAUAGAGCUGUGUGUCAUCGGCAUUGCAGUGAAAGUUAACACCAUGUUUACAGAUUAUUUCACCCAGCGGUAACAUGUACAAAGAGAAAAGAAUGGAUCCCAGUAUAGAACCUUGGGGAAUGCCACAGGCAACCGAUGAAAAUCCAGAAACAGACAAUCACAGGCUUUUUAUUAUAGGUCCUUACAAGACUGUCCAUUCUUAAUUCAAUGUUUUUGACCCUCGCACCAGGGAGACAAGUAACAGUCCUGUUUAGCAGGUCUAUAAGGGAAAAAUCAUUGUCUACUUAAUGUAGAACGGAGUCACUUUUUAAAAGCACCUCGCUUUUGCUUUUAUCUAUUUCUUAGUCUUCUAACCUCAAAACAUGGAAUCUGUUAGAAAGAAAUAUCUCUGCAGAAUCCUUGCGACUCACUCUUAUUUUCUUUCUUUCUCACAUGGUCACCCAAUUCUCUUCAGCUAGACCCUUUUCAAGCUCUUUAUCCCCUAGGACUGACCUGUUCCUCUGGCUCACAAGUUUUCACACCAUGAUUUUGAGAAGGAUUUAUAAAAUGUAACCUGGCAUUACUAGAAGUCUCUCCUUUCAGGAUCAACCAUGUGUUAUUCUGUAUGCAUUAAAACUACUUUCCCAACACAAAAAGAUACAUAUAAAAUGAGCUCAUUAAAAUGCAGCACACUUUUGCUGUCUACAGGGUGAAACAACGUUGCACCAUGAAGUGGCUUGAGGGGAAAAUAUACAUAUAUUAGUAGAAACUAAUCAAUCAGGAAGAUUGAAAAAGUCCAUCAAGACUGUGGUACUAACAAGCACUGAUGAGCUGACCUUUAGUUUUUAACAUUGCCCAAUGAACAUCCUGUAACGAGGCAUUCCACCAUGCAGACAAGCGCGUCUUUCCAACAUUUGAGCCUGUAGCACCAUUCACAACUCAUUUCUUAAAUUACAUGAGACAUAAAACCGUUAGAUAAUUGGUGUCAUGAAGCAUAAUGUAAUAUAUUUACUGCCUCUUGUUGCCUGAAGUGGGUAAAAACACCCUGUCAAUCUGUGUUCAAAUAAUGUCAUCAGAUUUAUGCUGCUGGUUUAAUCCCAACGAAUUUCGCUUAGCAAAACCUGCCAAGGCAUUACAUAUUACUGUGGGACCACAUUGACAAAGCCUUUUCAAUAAAGCUUGGUUAUUUUCAAACUUCACUGAUAGACAUAAGAGACAGGCAAAUCAAUAACAUCUAUAUUGAUUGUGGCAGAGUAGGGGGAGGAUAGGUGUAGUCUCUGAGGUUCAGGACUACAUCCCCCAGAAUACCAUGGAAGCGAGCCAGAAUGAAUUACACCUGACUCUAAUUUAAUUAGAAAUGCCUGCCUGUAGUUAAGCAGGCAGGUGUGUAUAUAAGCAGGUCAGAAUGUUUGUUUUCUGUCGGUGUUAAGGCUGAGACCCAAACAGAGACCCAAGGAGAGUACUCGUGUGAAUACCAGUGUGGUUUAAAACGUUAUGUGUUGAUAAAUUCAUUGCUUGUAACUGGUAAACAUCCGUCCGGUUGUCAGCUAGGGGGCUGAAAUUAAACUUAAGUACUCCGAAUUGAAAUUAGUACUUUGUUUGUUUGUUUUGUAUUGACUUUGGAAAAGUAAAUAUACAGGUAGCACCCUGUUUUCCUGAACUUUGUUGUGUGACAAAUUCCUUUGACUGCACUAGAUACUAGAAGACGAUGUUUAAGGUUACAAACAGUGUGAUAAAAGUCACGAUAACGACUAGUUAUAUCACACUAUCAAACAUUGCAAUAUAUGUAGAAAUACUAAAAAGAAACUUGUACAAUUCUGACAAAUGCUUUGAUAAGAAUUAUUUCCCAAGGAGAGAUUUCAAAAUCAGACAAGCUGGUGUCUUUCCAAACAUACUACAGUAGGUCAAGUGUCAGUGAGGUGAAAAGAAAGUAACAAAAAGAAAUAUCCAUGCAACCUUUAACCAAAUCCAGGUAAAAUUUUACAAAUUACACGGCUUCACUAUUAUUAUUAUUAUUUAUUUAUUAGCAGACGCCCUUAUCCAGGGCGACUUACAAUUGUUACAAGAUAUCACAUUAUUUUUACAUACAAUUACAAUUAUUUUUUACACACUUUUUUUACAUAUAAUUACAUUCAUUUUUUACACAUUAUUUUUACAUACAAUUACAUUGUUUUUUACACAGUUUUGUACAUAUAAUUACAUUAUUUUUUUACACAUUAUUUUUACAUACAAUUACCCAUUAAUACUGUAGCGAUCCUGGCUUUUGCGAGAGCUGGACUAGAGUCGCUGGGAUGCAGUAUUGUAAAUGCGUUGUUAUCUGUUCAUUCCCUGCGUUGUGUGCCCGGCCACGCCAUUAAGAGAAUGUAUACGGGGAGGGUAUAAGGGUGUGAAUGCAGGGUGGGAAGGUCGUUUGGGGACCGUAGUUUAGGGGGUGAGUGUGUGGGUGUAUAGGGAGGCUGUGUCAUUGUUUAUGGAAGUUAAUUGAGGAAGUUCUUUUGUUACAGGGAAUUAGCCAGUUCCCCCCCCCUCUCUCCUCCUCGUCUUCGAGGGUUGGUUUAGCCCUGAGGGAUGAGGACGAUGGGAGCUGACGUCAGCAGGCUCGGAGAGACUUUUUGGGUGGAUUUAGACGGAGCGGAGGGUGAUCGAAAACCUGUUAUUGUUAAAGACGAAUUCGCCAGUUUAGAUAGAUUGCCGAUUACGCUGAUAUACUGAAUACCCCUGUUGUGUGUGAGAGGUAUCCGCUGUUGCUGUGAAAGUGAAGUGGGUAGGCAUAGACACUAGUAGGGUUUAUUAUUUUGGCGUGGGGCUGGGCCGACAAAGUCCUGUAUAACUGUGUUAACAAAACAAAAGAAAUAAACGACUGGCUGUUUUAUUAUCCUUAACAUGGCUUCUAGAACCGUUUCUUUAUUACUUAUUUUAAAAUAAGUCUCAUAGCGACGGCAAAUCGCUACACUGGUGUCAGAAGUGGGAUUAGAACCCACUCGCUAAAAAAAAAAAAAAAAAAAAAAAAAAAAAAUGACAUCGCCACCGACUAGGACAGAUGAGCAACGGCUGGGGGCUAUUCCAAGGAUCCUCCCGGAGGGGAAAAGCGUCCAAAAGACACUGGACGAGCUACAGAGGAAAGCCACAGUGAGACAGGAAUUGGAAAAGAGGGGUCUGAUGCAGGACGUGGUGGAGUUGUGGAGACGGGAAUACGCCACGUGGGAGGAGAACGCUGCAGGUGCAGCAGCUAGACCUGCGCAUGCCACGUGCACGCAACUGGACGUAGGGGGGCAGAAGGUCGGCCAUUUGGAGACACAAGGCGACCAGGACAACGCGACCUACACCGGAAGCGGAGAUACGGGUAAGCCUGCAGCACAGAUGUUACACCUUAUCAAAGAACUGAGCCUAGAGGAAUUAAGCACUGUGCUGCCAAUAAUUAAAGCCCAGCCUGUGUGUCACGAGACUGUUAAUGAAUGUAUGACUGUAUUGGGGAAAAGAUUAGAUAGGCUCCGGUAUGAGCACCGCUCCGAUAGCGGUAGGGGGGAAGACUGUUAUAACGUGCAACCUGCGAUGGCUCAGGCGCCGUCCCUACAUUCCCCUGACCAGGCCGUAGCGCAAAAGGAGACAGUGCAGGCACAAACAGACAAGGCCCAGGGCCAGAAAGAAUUGAAAAUUGGAGGGUUUGAUGGGAAAGCGUCCUGGGAGGCCUAUCGGACUAAAUUUGAACUCGUGGCUGAGAUUAAUGGCUGGGAUGCAAAGCGUAAAGCUGAUAGACUCAUCGCGGCCCUAGAAGGCGAGGCCCUCCACACCUUGCUGGAGGUUAGUAAACCGGAAAGGCGCAGUUAUGAGGCUGUUGUCCAGGCCCUGGACUGUCGGUUUGACGGGACUGAAAACCCCCUCACCCUGCGCCAGCAGCUUAAAGACUGCUUCCGCCUCCCCGGAGAGCCAUUGGGCCAGUUCGCCGCCGAUGUCCGCUACCUGGCCCGCCAAGCUUACCCUGAGUUCCCCACAGCCAUACAGGAAGAGCUUGCCACUGAUGCCUUCCUCCAUGGGCUCACCCCCGGUGCUGUACGCAACCAGGUCCGCCUCGAUACACCCCAGACCCUCGAUGCUGCCCUCGCCCGUGCCAAGCUAGCUGAAGUCGUCCUGGGGGAACAGUCACCACUCCCCAGCACUGCCAAACAUCCUCCUCGGGCCAGCACCCGCCGCAUCCAAAGCACCCCAAUGCGCUCCAUGGAGCUGGAGCCGCCACCAGAUGCCAGGAACGAUCAGAGCCUACCCGGGAAGCCUGAGACCCGCAUCUGCUGGCGGUGUGGACAGCGGGGACACCUCCGGCACAACUGCGGCACCCUCUCUCCUACCUCUCCUUCCCUACAGCUGGGAAACGACAUGGGACCGAUGUAG
Acipenser ruthenus (sterlet) is the source of this 8032-nucleotide messenger RNA. RefSeq lists its product as uncharacterized. NCBI's taxonomy places the organism in Eukaryota, Metazoa, Chordata, Actinopteri, Acipenseriformes, Acipenseridae. Bases 6662 to 8032 code for a protein of 456 amino acids. Gene Ontology annotation, molecular function: zinc ion binding; nucleic acid binding. The record is from RefSeq and is a predicted model, not a curated record. The transcript is spliced from 2 exons.